CGGGUCCGGGUGCAGAGGCUGCGGCAGCCGGCGGCGCGGCGCCCCCCGCCCCUCGCCCCCCGGCUCCCCUUUGUUCGUCCCCAUGGCGCACGAGGCCGGGCAGCGGGCCGGGCCCGGGGGCGUCGGCGGGGAGCCCCAGGCCCAGCUCGGAGGGGACACCGGCGACGAGGAUCCCCCCCAGGUGUGCGUCAAGUGCUGCGCCCAGUUCGGCGACCCCACGGAGUUGCAGGCCCACCGGGACGGCUGUGGCCCCGAGGCCCCCGGGCCGGCCAUCCCGGGGCCCCAGGAGCGCCCCGACUCCUCCGCGGGCCCGGGGCCGGCCGCCGCGGCCUCGUCGUCGUCGUCGUCCGCCCCCUCGGAAGCCCGGCCCGACAGCCGGGACGGCCCCCAGGUCAUGGAGACGGAGCACGGCGGCCCCCCGGGUCCCCCGGGUCCCCCGGACGGCCGCCGGGCCCCGGAGCGGGGGACGGAGGAGCCCCCCGAGCGCUUCCUCGUCGCCGCCACGGCGGCCGCCGGCGGAGGCGGGGGGCCCGUCCCGGCCAGCCCCAAGCUGGGGGCCACCCCGCUGGCCCCCGAGUCGGCCCCGGCUCCGCCGCCGCCGCCGCCGCCGCCCGGCCCGGCCGGGCCCCACCUGAACAUCCCCCUGAUCCUGGAGGAGCUGAGGGUCCUGCAGCAGCGGCAGAUCCACCAGAUGCAGAUGACCGAGCAGAUCUGCCGCCAGGUCCUCCUGCUGGGCUCCCUGGGCCAGGCCGGCGGGCCGGCCGCCGCCGCCGGCCCCUGCGACCUGCCCCGGACCCAGCCCGUCGCCGCCGCCCCGGCCAGGCCCCCGCUGCCCGUCUUCGGCCCCGCCAAGCCGGGCCAGGCGGGCAAGGCCGCGGCGGCCCCCGCGGCCGCCGGGGCCGCCGCCGGGGCCGAGGCCCCCAAGCCCGCCUUCUUCCACCUCUACCACCCCCUGGGGGGCCCGCACCCCUUCGCCGGCGGCGCCGGCCGCGGCCCCAAGCCCGCCGGGGGCCCCUCGGCGGCCUCGGCCGGCGGCGCGGACCAGCCGCCGGCCUCCCCGCACCUGGCCUUCCCCGGCGGCGCGGGGCUGCCGGCCGGCCAGUGCCCGGGCCGGGGCCCGGAGGCGGCGGCCGCCCCGGGCCUGCUGAAGCCCAAGAACGGCGGCGGGGAGCCGGCGUUCGGCGAGCCGGGGGGCCCGCCGGAGAAGCCCGGGGGCCGGCACAAGUGCCGCUUCUGCGCCAAGGUGUUCGGCAGCGACAGCGCCCUGCAGAUCCACCUGCGGUCCCACACGGGCGAGCGGCCCUACAAGUGCAACGUCUGCGGCAACCGCUUCACCACCCGGGGCAACCUCAAGGUGCACUUCCACCGGCACCGCGAGAAGUACCCGCACGUGCAGAUGAACCCGCACCCGGUGCCCGAGCACCUGGACUACGUCAUCACGGGCAGCGGGCUCCCCUACGGCAUGUCCGUGCCCCUGGAGAAGGCCGAGGAGGAGGCCGCGGCCGGGGCCGGCGGGGACCGCAAGCCCCUGGCCGCCGCGCUCAGCGCCACCGAGAGCCUGACCCUGCUGUCCGCGGGCGCCGGCGGCCCCGCGGGCCCCGGCCUGCCCGCCUUCAACAAGCUGGUGCUCGUCAAGGCCGUGGAGCCCCGGAGCAAGGCGGACGAGAACACCCCGCCGGGCGGCGACGGGGCGGCCGGGGCCGGCCCGGGGGCCGAGGCCGGGGGCGUCUCCGCCUCCGCCGCCGCCCGGGUGCAGCUCAGUAAGCUGGUCACCUCCCUGCCCAGCUGGGCCCUGCUGACCAACCACUUCAAGGCGGCGGGGGCGGGCGGCUUCCCCUUCCCCUACGUCCUGGAGCCCCUGGGGGUCUCGCCGUCCGAGACGUCCAAGCUGCAGCAGCUGGUGGAGAAGAUCGACCGGCAAGGGGGCGCGGGCGCGGCCCCCGUCGGGCCCGGGGCCCCGUCCUCCGCCUCCGCCUCCCCGUCCCCCGCCGCCGGCUCCGGCCCCAACCAGUGCGUCAUCUGCCUCCGCGUGCUGAGCUGCCCGCGGGCCCUGCGCCUCCACUACGGCCAACACGGCGGGGAGCGGCCCUUCAAGUGCAAGGUCUGCGGCCGCGCCUUCUCCACCCGCGGCAACCUGCGCGCCCACUUCGUGGGCCACAAGGCCAGCCCCGCCGCCCGCGUCCAGAACUCCUGCCCCAUCUGCCAGAAGAAGUUCACCAACGCCGUGACCCUGCAGCAGCACGUGCACAUGCACCUGGGGGGGCAGAUCCCCAACGGGGGCGCCGUGCUCCCCGAGGGCGGGGGCGCCCCCGGGGAGAGCGGCCCGGAGCCGCCGGCCGCCCCCGCCGCGGGGGACCGCCCGCCCCGGCCCCGGCCCCGGCCCCCGCCCGCCGGGGAGGACCCGUCCGAGGACGAGGACGCGGAGGAAGAGGACGGGGAGGAGGAGGACGAGGAGGAGGAGGAGGAAGGGGAGGAGGAGGAGGACGGGGAGGAGGAGGAGGAGGCCACCGACGAGGACUCGCUGGCGGGGGCCGGUUCCGAGAGCGGGGGCGAGAAGCCCGCCUCGGGGCGGGAGGAUUCGGAAGGCGCGUCCGGGCCCGAGGACGAGGCCGGGGCCCGGAAGGAGGCCGACCGGGGCGCCCGGGGGCCCGAGCGCCCGCCCCCGCCCCCGCCGGGGACCCCGGAGGCGCCGCGGCCCACGGAGGAGGAAGGCCGCCGGCCGGCGGGAGCGGGGGACCGGGGGGACCGGGAGGCCCGGGCCGGGGGGAGCGGCAGCCCGGCGCCCGCGCCCUGCCCGGACGGGGAGGGGGCCGAGGGGCCGGGGCUGCCCGAGGCCCGGAGGAAGGAGGUCGCGGAGCCCGGGGCGGGCGGCGGCAGGAGGCCCUGCGGGGUCUGCGGCCGGGCCUUCCCCAGCCAGCCCGCCCUGGAAGAACACCACCGGACCCACGCCAAGGAGGGGGCUCCCUCGGCCUGCGGCGUCUGCAAGCAGAGCUUCCCCGAGCGGGCCGCCCUCAAGAAGCACGUGCUGCUGGCACAUCAACAGGUACCGCCCUUUGCCCUCCAUCACCCCGCGAGGGGAGCCCCCGCCCCGCCGGCCCCCGGCCCCCUGCCCGCGCUCUGCCCGCCGCCGCCGCCGCCCACCCCCCCGCGGCCCCCGCCCUUCCCUCAGGAUGGCGACUCCGCCGUGCACCUGAGCACCCAUGUCUGGACUUGCAGCCCCGCCCUCGGGGGCCAGCGUCUGUCCCCGGAGGGCCAGGUCCCCCUCCUCUCCGGGGGCCCGGCCAAGCCGCAGGACUUCCCGCCCCGGGAUGUCCCCGCUCGGCCGGCCGGGGCGGGUCCCCUGUCUUUCUGGAACCAAUACACGGCCUUCCUGUCCGGGGACCCGGCCCCCAAGCCCCGCGGCUCCGUCCCGGGGCCGGCCCCCGUCUCGCCCGCCCUCUUCGGCCUCGAUGCCGGGAAGGCCCCCCCCGCGGGGGGACGGGGCGAGGCCCGGGGGCAGGCCGAACACCCCGCGCUCUGUCCCGCCGCCCCCCGGGACCCCGCCCCGGGAGGGAAGUAG
Messenger RNA from Ornithorhynchus anatinus (platypus), 3559 nucleotides. RefSeq names its product spalt like transcription factor 2 (gene SALL2). The record is from RefSeq and is a predicted model, not a curated record. Gene Ontology annotation, biological process: regulation of transcription by RNA polymerase II. Lineage: Eukaryota; Metazoa; Chordata; Mammalia; Monotremata; Ornithorhynchidae. Gene Ontology annotation, cellular component: nucleus. Gene Ontology annotation, molecular function: RNA polymerase II cis-regulatory region sequence-specific DNA binding; DNA-binding transcription factor activity, RNA polymerase II-specific.